AUGGCUGAUGGCCAUAGAAAAGGAAUGGAAAGUAAUGAAAAGAAGAAGUUUGUAUUUGGAUCAUCAACACCACGUGAUUUCUCCUACAUGUGUGGUGUACCUGUAACGUUACGUACCUAUGAUUCAAAAAUUAAACCAAUAAAACGAUCAAAGGAUCAGACUUUGUCACAUUAUAUGCGACAGGCACGAUCUAUCACUCGAAAUCACUCAA
Cercopithifilaria johnstoni is the source of this 211-nucleotide messenger RNA. Lineage: Eukaryota; Metazoa; Nematoda; Chromadorea; Rhabditida; Onchocercidae. The record is from the annotation of a GenBank genome assembly.